Molecule: messenger RNA, 1471 nt
Organism: Grammomys surdaster
Lineage: Eukaryota; Metazoa; Chordata; Mammalia; Rodentia; Muridae
Product: nuclear receptor corepressor 2-like
Exons: 12
Coding region: 140-1471 (443 amino acids)
Biological process (GO): negative regulation of transcription by RNA polymerase II
Molecular function (GO): transcription corepressor activity
Source: RefSeq, a predicted model, not a curated record
UUUGAGGACACAGCCUCCUGGUGGAAGUUUCUGGCACCUGUGACGAGGUCACCUGCCAGCAGAUGACCGAGACCAGCCCUUAGUCCUAGGUGUGGUCAAGAGUGUAUUGGGCUCCAAAGCCUACCUGGACCCUACCACCAUGUCAGGAUCCACACAGCCUGUGGCACAGACAUGGCGGGCUGCUGAGCCCCGCUACCCACCCCAUGGCAUCUCCUACCCGGUGCAGAUAGCCCGGCCCCACACGGACGUGGGGCUGCUUGAGUACCAACACCACCCUCGGGACUACACCUCACACCUGUCACCCGGCUCCAUCAUCCAGCCACAGAGGCGGCGGCCCUCAUUGCUGUCGGAGUUCCAGCCUGGGAGUGAACGGUCUCAGGAGCUCCACCUGCGCCCGGAGUCUCGCACCUUCCUGCCUGAGCUGGGCAAGCCUGACAUAGAAUUCACAGAGAGCAAGCGCCCACGCCUGGAGCUCCUACCUGAUACCCUGCUGCGCCCGUCACCCCUGCUGGCCACUGGGCAGCCAAGUGGGUCUGAAGACCUUACCAAGGACCGUAGCCUGACAGGCAAGCUGGAGCCUGUGUCGCCUCCCAGUCCACCGCACGCUGACCCUGAGCUAGAGCUGGCACCAUCUCGGCUGUCCAAGGAGGAGCUGAUCCAGAACAUGGACCGUGUGGACCGUGAGAUCACCAUGGUGGAGCAGCAGAUCUCCAAGCUGAAGAAGAAGCAGCAACAGUUGGAGGAGGAGGCCGCCAAACCACCCGAACCCGAGAAGCCCGUGUCGCCACCUCCCAUAGAAUCAAAGCACCGCAGCCUGGUCCAGAUCAUCUAUGACGAGAACCGGAAGAAAGCCGAAGCCGCACAUCGGAUCUUGGAAGGUCUGGGGCCCCAGGUGGAGCUGCCUCUGUAUAACCAGCCGUCUGACACACGCCAGUACCAUGAAAACAUCAAAAUAAACCAGGCGAUGCGGAAGAAGCUGAUCUUGUACUUCAAGCGGAGGAACCACGCGCGCAAGCAGUGGGAACAACGCUUCUGCCAGCGCUAUGACCAGCUCAUGGAGGCGUGGGAGAAGAAGGUAGAGCGCAUUGAGAACAAUCCGCGGAGGAGGGCCAAGGAGAGCAAGGUGAGGGAGUACUACGAGAAACAGUUCCCGGAGAUCCGCAAGCAGCGGGAGCUGCAGGAGCGCAUGCAGAGCAGGGUGGGCCAGCGUGGCAGCGGGCUCUCCAUGUCGGCUGCCCGCAGUGAACAUGAGGUUUCUGAGAUCAUCGACGGCUUGUCUGAGCAGGAGAACCUGGAGAAGCAGAUGCGCCAGCUGGCCGUGAUCCCGCCCAUGCUGUACGAUGCGGACCAGCAGAGGAUCAAGUUCAUCAACAUGAACGGACUCAUGGAUGACCCCAUGAAGGUGUACAAGGACCGUCAGGUCACCAACAUGUGGAGUGAGCAGGAGAGGGACACCUUCCGUGAGAAGUGA